AUGUCCACUCAAGACCUGUAUCAGACCCCGCUCGACACCUCAAAACCCGAGAUAAGACUACUGGAAAUAGUCGAGUACAAAGAUGUCGUCUCUUGUAAAUUGCACACAGUCACAUUUAGCAAACAACUACACUUUGCGGCGCUAUCAUAUGUAUGGGGGAGUGCAGCUGACAGGGUCAACAUCAACAUCGACGGCGUUGAAGUUCCCGUUUCGAAAAGUCUCGCCCGCGCGUUGAAAGAAGUUCGAGGCUAUUGGCAAUACGAGUUUCCCGAUAGAGAUCAAUCCAAGUUCAGAAUCUGGGUCGACGCCGUUUGCAUCAACCAAGCCGACGCUGCAGAACGGACUGAGCAGGUCAAGCUCAUGCGCGAUAUCUACUCCUCAGCUGAUCUGGUACUUGGAUGGCUGGGUUCCGAAGAGAGUGAUAAGAUCUUGAGAGCUAUCACAACCAUUAUGGUCUUGAAUAAGGCCUUCAGGGCAGCAAGAUGGGACGUUGAUAACCUGAUGGAUCUGGAGUGGCUGAGAACUUGUGGUCUUACAAAAGAACCAGAAUGUGACAAGUUCUGGGCAUCCCUAGAUGACCUUGCGUUAUUACCGUAUUGGCGGCGGGUGUGGAUCUUGCAGGAAAACGUUCUGGCCUCUACAUUGUUCUACAUUGCCCCGCGAGUCUGCAUCGAGUACAGCUCUCUCAUGAACGCGUGCCAUAUGUUCGAGAUACUUUCACUCAAGCUGAGUGAGAAGCAAGCUACGAAACCAAACUUUGUCCCAAGCCAUAUUUGGAUGAAAUUUUGUCCACCCAAGGGCACCGGUUUCAUCCAGCUGCGAAACAUCUUGCGCUUCGAUAUUGCCAAGACUAUGUACAGGGACAGGCUUACAGAGAGUCAAGAAGAGCAACAACGAACGGCGGUUCAACUUUCGGUCUUUGGUGGCACUCUUGAAGCUACGGAUCCGAAAGAUCACAUCUAUGGCCUCCUAGGCCUCAGCUCAUUACCCCUCAGCCCAGACUACACCAAGAGCGUCAGAGACGUUUACGUAGACUACUGCAAGGCUGUGCUCGAUAUGAUCGGGAACAGUGGCAAAAGAGAACUGCAAUUUCUACGAGAUGCUGGCUCUGGUGUUUUUCAGGAUCCUCUUGGGUUGCCAUCAUGGGCACCGCAAUUUCCAUCGAGGGCGACCGAUAAUCCGACACUGAUAUUUGACGGAGAGUUUAAGCUUUCUCGUCUCGCCCCUAAAGUUCCACGACCAAGUAUCUCGGAUGCCAAGUUACACUUAUCCGGCGUGAAAUUGCAGACAUUAAAGAAGAUCGGCGGAAACCCAGAGAUCCAGAAUUUACAAAAGGGAGGUAGUCUCGCCGAUUGGGUACAAGACUACAUCACUCGUAUACCAUUCUAUCCAACUAAAAUCCCUUCAAUUUGGGCACUUUUCUUAGUUGUUGCAAGGAUGCAGAAACUGGCACUGGAUACACCGAGCAUGUUGCUAUUGCUUAACUUCACGAAGCGACUAGAUCUCCAAAUUCCGGAAAGCGAUCGGCCACGGGGUGUUACCAGAUACUUUCAGACGUCUGAGGCAGAUGGUCUCUCAGUCAUGAUAGUUCAAGAUGGAGGGAACAACCCUGACAUGAUGGGGUGCAUUUCGCCGUUCUUAGGGGGACCUGAUGAACUGAAGGCGAGGAUGUUUGACGUCGACGCUCAACAAGUGUUUAUGAUGAAGCGAAACUACCAUACUAAAUUGUUCGAGACUAAUGCUGGAUAUUUGGGUAUGGGGCCACAGAACUGUAAGGUUGGAGAUGUGAUCUGCGUUAUCGAUGGGUAUGAGGAUCUUGUUCUGCUGCGACAACGCGGAGAUGAGUAUGAAUAUGUUGGACCCUGUAUGGCUUAUGGAAUCACGGAUUUGUACAUCAAGAGGAAGGUUGAGGAUAAAGAGGUGGGUAUCGAGACGUUUCAUCUAGUGUAG
Messenger RNA from Fusarium subglutinans, 1950 nucleotides. RefSeq names its product heterokaryon incompatibility 6 OR allele. The transcript has a single exon. The record is from RefSeq and is a predicted model, not a curated record. Lineage: Eukaryota; Fungi; Ascomycota; Sordariomycetes; Hypocreales; Nectriaceae. The coding region runs from base 1 to 1950 and encodes 649 amino acids.